AUGCCACCAACCAAAUUGAUAAUAGCCUACGUGCUCGACUGGGUCUUGAUCAUUUUCGUCACACCCUACCAUCGACCCUUCUCCCUCGUCGACCUCGCCAUCAGCUUUCCCUACGUCGAGCACGAUGAGGUAUCCACAGCACUACUCGUCGUUCUUUCUCUGGUCCUUCCUGCUGUGGUCAUAGCAGUUGUCACCGCACUAUUCGUGCCUGCCUUCUCAAGCUCUCGGCUGCGCGAUCAACGAUACUGGACUCGCAAGCUUUGGGAAUUUAAUGCUGGAUGGAUGGGACUGGGUCUCAGCUUCGCUCUUGCCUUCUUCAUAACCUCGGGAAUCAAAAACCUCAUCGGCAAACCAAGACCGGAUUUGUUGGCUAGAUGCCAACCUGAUCUUAACGAUAUCGCUGCUCACGUGGUUGGCGGUUACGGCCAAGAUAUCUCGCAAAGGUGGACAUUGGUCAGCUCCUCCAUCUGCACACAGACGGAUACAAAACUCUUGAACGAAGGCUUCCGCAGUUUUCUCAGUGGUCAUUCAUCUAUGAGUUGGUCUGGCCUGCUCUAUCUAUCUCUCUGGCUUGCAAGCAAAUUCAAUAUGCUCAUUCCCUACCUCGGCCACUCCGCACCAAAACGCAACGACGAAGACGACACCGAGCAAGACUCCAGAGACCGCGCCGCUGCACCCCCAGUCUUUGGCGCUAUUAUCGUGCUCAUCCCCAUCUGUCUCGCUUUCUGGAUCUGCUCCACCCGCUACGUAGACUUCAAACACCAAGGCAUUGAUAUCUUCUCUGGCUCCGUGUUAGGAAUCAUCACCUCAUGGGUCGGAUUCCGUUGGUAUCAUGGAAGUCUUACCAGAGGACAACCCUGGACAUGGAGUCCGAGGUCUAAAGACCGUGCUUUUGCAGUUUCGAGUGGAACGAAUGGGUGGAUUGAUGAGGGGAUCUUGAUGAGGGAGAGACAUCAGAGGACUGUUGAUUAUGAUGUCGAUGUUGAGGCUGGAAGUUCGACUGCUCCGAUUGCUAAGUAA
Molecule: messenger RNA, 1020 nt
Organism: Aureobasidium musti
Lineage: Eukaryota; Fungi; Ascomycota; Dothideomycetes; Dothideales; Saccotheciaceae
Source: the annotation of a GenBank genome assembly